UUACAGGCGCAGAGCAUCGUAGCGCCAAGCGCGUAUAUUUCAACGGCGACGGUGUUGCUGCAUUUAGUGCUGAGUUGGCUCGUCAUUUACAAGCUCGGUCUCGGUCUUCUAGGCGCAUCCCUUGUUCUCAGCCUUUCCUGGUGGAUUAUAGUGGUGGCGCAGUUCGUCUACAUUAUAACAAGCAGUAGGUGCCGGCUCACCUGGACCGGCUUCAGUUGGCAGGCCUUUUCCGGUUUGCCGGUCUUUCUGAAGCUGUCAACGGCUUCGGCGGUCAUGCUGUGCUUGGAGACGUGGUAUUUCCAGGUGCUGGUGCUCAUCGCUGGGCUGCUUGAGAACCCGGAGCUUGCGCUCGAUUCGCUCUCCGUCUGGUGAGUGGUUUAUGGUUGAACCGGAAACGGUUCGGUUCUGUUGGACCGGAGUUUGGUAUGAAUUGAAUUGAGUGACCGGCAUGGGAGUGCUU
Phalaenopsis equestris is the source of this 460-nucleotide messenger RNA. Its product is annotated as protein DETOXIFICATION 40-like. The transcript has a single exon. NCBI's taxonomy places the organism in Eukaryota, Viridiplantae, Streptophyta, Magnoliopsida, Asparagales, Orchidaceae. Gene Ontology annotation, cellular component: membrane. The annotation marks the transcript as partial. Gene Ontology annotation, molecular function: transmembrane transporter activity. The record is from RefSeq and is a predicted model, not a curated record.